Molecule: messenger RNA, 2702 nt
Organism: Topomyia yanbarensis
Lineage: Eukaryota; Metazoa; Arthropoda; Insecta; Diptera; Culicidae
Product: ras-related and estrogen-regulated growth inhibitor
Exons: 6
Coding region: 1451-2473 (340 amino acids)
Molecular function (GO): GTP binding; GTPase activity
Source: RefSeq, a predicted model, not a curated record
UCAGAAGAAGCGCUGGCAAUAUUGGUAUUUGUUUCUCAUCCACACUUGGUGAAAUAUCUCCCUGAUGUCCCCGCAUAGUCACUCGGAACUCACGGAAACGGAUCAGCGCUGACAACAGCGAUAUUGGCAGAUCUGGUCCUUUCAGUAGGACUAAGUUUGAAGAAACGCCACCACAACGUAUAUAGAUCAAAACAGACGAGAAAACUAGGAGAGCAACAGGCGUCCGUCAACACUGCACGCGUAAUAGCCGGGUGGGAAAUCGGAUGAAAAACCAAAACACAGAGAGCCCGAGUGUUCACUCGCAACCCACCAGCUCUGCGAGUAGCACCAAACAGGCAAUGUCGGGAGAGAAUCGGGAAAACCGCUCCCGAACUAUAUAACGGCGGAGGAAGCGCCAAAUGGUGAUUAUUUUCCGUUCAGACAUAGGACGGAUUAAUUCGUACUUUGUUGGUGAGUUUCGGUAAACGAUAGUAAAUACCGCAUCGUUGAAAUAAACCGCGAUUGCCCUACUCGGUACUGUGCAGUGCUGGUGAGGUGAAGGAAGUGCAAUUAUCAGACCGAGUGACACGAGUGUAAAUUUAAUCAGCCACGUCCCCUCUAGUUUCGUCUGUCGUUACGAUGAGUUCAAGUGCGUUCACAAGGUGAUGUGUUGAUAUCCGAUGUCAUAGCAUCUUUUUGCUAGCAACAGGAAAGGUCAGGAAAAGGCAGUGGAAAUGCUAUUCAACUUUGCUCAGGAUAUCCGAUAAAUUAAGGGACAUGACUGUUUGUUAGAAGACGAGAUGAACAUAAACGAAUCAUCUCAUUCCUGACCUGAGUGCCGGUAGUCAAAGAAAAAAAAACAAAACGUCUACGUCUAAUUGAAAUCUAAAUCCUCAUCUCAUGCCUGCAUACCUACUUCCAUGGUAACAGUUACAGGGAAACGAAACUCAGGAACCAAACCAAUUAAUAAAAUACCCCCGUAGUGAUUUGUAGAAUUGUAUGCACACAAUAAUACUCUACUGACCAUCAUCAAACUUACCCCGAAUGUGAAUGUGUACGAAGCGGACAAAGUGUGCGAACGGAGAGAGUAUCAAGUGUGAAAAGCGUUCCUGUCGAUAACGCGUCAGUGUAAACAUACGCUUCCAUUGCGGCAGCUGGCGGAAAAUAAUUGUUAUUUAUCGUCCAGCCGUCGGGAGUCACUUCACAAAAUCACUUCCCAGGCUGGGAGAGUACGCAGUCAGCAAAUGAUUAUUAAUCGAAUGUGUAACCGCUAAAUACCAGGAAAGCCUCGGGGGGAAACUUAACCGACCACCCCCACAACAUUCCUUAAACCGCUCUAUUGUAACCGACAAGGCAACCAGUAGUGGCUUAUUGGAAAAGUUCCUGACCAACGAGCACAGUCAACAUUCCAUGGUUUCAUUCGUUGGGCAUCGUUGUUUCUGUCUGGCAUAGGAUAAUCGUCGCUCACACCAUGAAUACUACCUCGCCAAAAUCUUCGCUAGUGAAGCUGGGACUCCAUUCCAAGACCAAGCCCUUCCGGGUCAUGGUUCUGGGACAAAGCGGAGUGGGGAAAACUGCGAUGGUGGUCCGCUUCAUCACCAAGCGCUUCAUCGGCGAAUAUGAUCCCAACCUGGAGAAGGUGUACUCCUUCCACACCCUGGUAGACAACGAACUCGUUCAGUUCGAAAUACUGGACGCCGCAGGGCAGCCUAAUGUAAGUCGACGACCUUCCGAGAAAAGCAAACCCAAGCCAAAACAGGAAACCGACUGCAUGACCCUGGAGGCGAACAUCCGGUGGGCGGAAGCAUUCAUCCUGAUGUACUCGGUGGCGGACAAGUGUAGCUUCGACGAAUGCAAUCGGCUCAAAUUUCUCAUCAACUACAACAAGCGGAGACGCCGGCUGGGCUCGUACAGUAAGGACCCUUUGCUCGACGUUCCGGUGAUACUGGUUGGCAACAAAAUCGACCAAAUCGGCGACCGGAUGGUUUCGACGGAGGAAGGCCAGCGCCGGGCUAAGGAAAUAUCCUGCGCCUGUUUUCACGAGAUAUCCGUUCGGGAAAGCAUCGAACAGGUCAGCGGAGUAUUCCGGGAUGCGUGCCGGUUUUGGCGAGUGCUCAAUCGAUACCCGAAGCUAAAGCGAUCGACCAGCGACGUGCACGAUUUGCACUCGGAGGUCGAACUGAUUCUCAGCCCGGACAGUAUUCUUCCGUUCUGUAACUGUGAUUUGAGCCACGAGAAACGGCGUUCGAUACUUAUUUUAGGCCGCCCGUGGACGGAAGAGGAACCGGACGAAACGGACGAAUCAGAGUCCAGCUGUUGUUCUUCGCAAAAAUCCGACGUCGAGGAACCGUUCCGGGGUCGGGCGUCCACCGAUGGAACGCUCCUGUCCAGACCACGUCGGUGGCGGUACACUCCACCUGGAUCGCUGCUGCCCCAUUCACGAGUCGAACGGCGCAUGAGCAUAUCGAUGAGAGGCAGUAAUGCUAGCUACUGAGAUUACACAUACACUUCGAGAAGUGAAUCGAAGUUUGAACCAUGCUCUUAGAUAUAAGCUAAUCGAAAUGACAAUAUUGUGAUUGUUUCAAUGUUAACGUCGCUGUGCUUUACCAGGAGAUACUACAUACUGCAACGUAAACCGCCAUCGCAUUAUAACCGUUUUACUGUAGCAUUGUAAUAUAAAAAGAUCUACAUACAAUACAGAGUGAAAUCUCAAUCAUAUUAAA